Molecule: messenger RNA, 438 nt
Organism: Iphiclides podalirius (scarce swallowtail)
Lineage: Eukaryota; Metazoa; Arthropoda; Insecta; Lepidoptera; Papilionidae
Source: the annotation of a GenBank genome assembly
AUGAUAUGUCCAGAAGGAGCUCAAUAUCAAAACGAUGCUUUAAAAAAAGAUGAAGAUUCGAUUUGUAAGAAAAAUAAAGUCCCGGCAGAUGGGCUUGGUGCCUUAGAAUUAAAUUCUUUAAGAAAUCCAAGAAAUUGGAAGAAAUCUAUAUCCAGCUUUUUUCGAGGACAACUACGUUCAACCAAAUCCAAUGACGGUGAUCGGCCUUCUGGCAGCAAAGAAACCUUCCAAGAUAAACAAAUGAGCCCUGAUCAAAAAUGGCAAUCCUUGGGGAAAGUAUUUAGACGACAAAGCUUCGCUGAACAUUGGAACAAAAAUUCAAGUCACCAAGGGGAAAGUUCUACGCAAAAUAAGCGAUUGGCUGUCAGAAAGGAAUAUUGCGUAUUGCUCGUUGUUCGGGUGCCUUCAGGAGAUGAUUCAAGAGAAUGCUUGGAGAUU